GCUGUGAUUUUAUGUUUUUUGCUCUAAGAUUUAUGCUUUACAUUUUUAGUUGUGGCUUUGAAUUUUUUUAUGUAGAUUUUUCUAAAGCAUUGAAUAAAAACUCUAGAGAAAUUGAAUUCCAAAGUUUCUACAGCUUCUUUCAAUCACCCCCAUAGAUUAGUAAGCAUAUUUAGAUAAAGUUCUAUAUGCUUUCAUUUACCCCACAUGUGAUUAAUAACACUCUUAAUUUGUUUGAAUGGGGCAAGAAAAAACAGGAGAUUAAUUCUGUAUGCAUUUCCACACCUCUUAAGUACACCUCUUCAGGAAUGAUCACUGAAGGAUUGACAGUAACAGCAGGUAGAAGAAGACCCUGCGUUUUGAGACUUCUAUCAACUUUGUUUCUUAUUUUUUCAACCUGAGGUGGACUAUGGUUUGAGAUAUUAUUUAUUGCAGAAGAUACAGAUGUUUGUAUCUCUCUGCUUGAAUUACCAGCCAAUUCCACAACAGCUGAAUAAUAAACCUUCUUUGACAGACCUAGGAUCUUAGCUGGUAAAGCCUUUGUUGAAGUGGAAGAACGCAGAAUAUAUAGAAUAAGAGCGAUUUUGUUUGGUCAGAACUUUGUUCCGUUUGAUCAGUGAAACCUUGAUUUGAAAGAGAAGAUUUGAGGACCAGUGUAACGACCCGCUUCCAAAGUUUUUUUUAAUUUUGAAGAAAAUAGAACACAAGAGGUUUUAUUCUAUAAAGAGUGUAUUUUCCUAAGUGUAGAAACACUUGUAAUCAUGAAAAUUGGGGUAAAAGAUGUAUUUUGACUAAGUGUCGGAUCUUAAAUGAGCUGAUGGAAUAAAGUCAGAACUGGCGGAGUGAUGGUAAACUGAUCAUGAAACGAUCAUAGCAUACAUAAAGAAAGAUCAAGACCAAUUAAGGAAUGUUCGGCUGUUGGACAAUGAAUGUUUCAAGUAAAGAAAAUUUGACUAGCCACCAUUGCAGGAUAAUACAAACGUAAGGUUGGAUCUACGUGAGUCAGGCAAAGAAAGAAUCGAAGAUAUCAAGUCAAGCCAUUGACGGUGAUAUUUGACCAAGCCAAAUAAGGAAAAUGACAUUAAGUGACCGGCUUGGUGAGGAAGUGACCUUAAUGGUUCUACACUAUGAGGUCAGGAAUUCGAUCCCAAGAAAAAGCAGAAUUAUACUAAUUAAUGGAGAGAAAGCUUACAAAAGAUCUGCAACAUGACGCAAGAAGUAACGUCAAGCGUGGAUCUCAUAGGACGUCUCAUGUGAUACAGUCAUGCAUGAGUCCUCAUAAGACAAGUAGAAUUAUCGGUUAUUGCCGGAACUCCUUAUGUUUUUUGGGGGAAAAAGUCCCAAAAUCGCUUUAUUUUCACUCUCCCUCUCGUUUUUUCCAGGUAAAAUAAGAAAUGAAAAAAUACGGUUCCAUGUAAUCCCGCAUGAUCCGUUUUGGGCCAUCCCGCAAAAGAUCCAGUCCCGUAAAGACCCGUCCUUCGAAGCCUGCAAAUUUACGGGCGUAGAAAACUUCGUCCCAAUAUCAUUCCGCGACAGUCUUUUACGGGUAAGGCCCGCGGUCCAAGUCCAUGAUUACAAUUUCUGAUAGUAAAUGAUAUGGUUUUAUAUAUUUCUUUUUUAAAACACUGAACAUAUAUGCAAAUGCAGAAUAAAAUCAUUUUUAUUUGCACAUUUCCUUUUCUUGUGGAAGAAAAGCAAAUUGAUUUUCUCUUCUUAUUCUCAUUAUUAAUUAAAAAGAAAAGAAAAAAACGAAACUAUCUCUUGUUCUGAUUACAACGUUCUUAUCAAAAGGAAGAACCUGACAAACCUGCCUAUAAAUAUUCGCGUUAUCUCCUAAGGCAUAUUCACUUUGGUUUAAGCAAAACAUUUUGAGAAAGAGAUGGAGAAGGAGAGGGGACAUGUAUUGGCAGUGCCAUAUCCAACCCAAGGACACAUUACACCAAUCCGCCAAUUUUGUAAACGACUCAUCUCUAAAGGUCUCAAAACCACUCUCACUCUCACCACUUUCAUCUUCAAAUCCAUCAAACCUGACCCAUCUGGUCCAGUCCCCAUAGCCACCAUCUCCGACGGCUAUGACGAUCACGGCUUCGACCCAUCUGGCUCCAUCCAUGACUACCUCCAAAACUUCAAAACCUUCGGAUCCAAAACCAUUGCAGACAUCAUCCGCAAACACCAGACAAGUGAUAACCCCAUCACUUGUAUCGUCUAUGAUGCUUUCAUGCCAUGGGCACUCGACGUGGCCCGAGAGUUUGGUUUAGCUGCAACCCCUUUCUUUACGCAGUCAUGUGCUGUUAACUUCGUUUACUAUCUUUCUUACAUAAACGAAGGAAUCUUGAAGCUUCCCGUUGUAGACUUGCCUUUUCUUGAGCUCCAAGAUUUGCCUUCUUUUUUGUCUGUUUCUGGAUCUUAUCCUGCUUACUUUGAGAUGGUGCUCCAACAGUUUACAAACUUUGAAAAAGCUGAUUUCAUACUCGUUAAUACCUUCCAAGAGCUGGAGCCUCAUGAGAAAGAGUUGUUGUCAAACGUUUGUCAUGUAUUGACAAUUGGUCCGACUAUUCCAUCGAUGUACUUAGACCAAAGGAUCAAAUCAGACACGGCCUACGAUUUGAAUAUCUUUGAUUCAAAAGAUGCUGCCUUCUGCACUAGCUGGCUGGACACAAGGCCACAAGGGUCGGUGGUGUAUGUAGCAUUUGGUAGCUUGGCUGAGCUGAACAAUGCGCAGAUGGAGGAGCUUGCUUCAGCAGUAAGCAACUUCAACUUCUUGUGGGUUGUCAGAGGUUCAGAGGAGGCAAAACUGCCAUCAGGGUUUCUUGAGACAGUGGAUAAAGACAAGGGUUUGGUCUUGAAAUGGAGUCCUCAGCUUGAAGUUCUAUCAAACAAAGCCAUCGGUUGUUUCUUGACUCACUGUGGCUGGAACUCAACUAUGGAGGCAUUAACUUUUGGAGUUCCCAUGGUGGCUAUGCCUCAGUGGACCGAUCAACCUAUGAACGCAAAGUACAUACAAGAUGUGUGGAAGGCUGGAGUCUGUGUGAAGAUAGACAAUGAGAGUGGGAUUGCGAAGAGAGGGGAGAUUGAGUUUAGCAUUAAGGAAGUGAUGGAAGGAGAGAAGAGCGAAGAGAUGAAGGAGAAUGCGAAGAAAUGGAGAGACUUGGCUGUCAAGUCACUCAGUGAAGGAGGCUCUACAGAUGUUAACAUUGACACAUUUGUAUCAAAGGUCCAGAGCAAAUAAGUUAUCAGAUGAAGCAGCAAAUAUCUCUUCUAUAGUGUCUUAUUGUGUCAGUCUUUCGUUCAGUGCAAUUUUAUGUUGAUUCUUCAUUUGGUUACUUCCCAAUAUUACAAUGUUUUCUACCAUAUUGUCUUUGUUUUAAUAGAUUUUCUGCCUUCAUGUUUUUAUCAUCACUCUUCAGUACUA
This is a messenger RNA of Brassica rapa (field mustard), 3409 nucleotides long. Its product is annotated as UDP-glycosyltransferase 74F2. Gene Ontology annotation, biological process: salicylic acid metabolic process; benzoate metabolic process. The record is from RefSeq and is a predicted model, not a curated record. NCBI's taxonomy places the organism in Eukaryota, Viridiplantae, Streptophyta, Magnoliopsida, Brassicales, Brassicaceae. Gene Ontology annotation, molecular function: quercetin 7-O-glucosyltransferase activity; quercetin 3-O-glucosyltransferase activity.